Orycteropus afer afer is the source of this 620-nucleotide messenger RNA. It is a transcript of the gene TMEM134, whose product is annotated as transmembrane protein 134. NCBI's taxonomy places the organism in Eukaryota, Metazoa, Chordata, Mammalia, Tubulidentata, Orycteropodidae. The record is from RefSeq and is a predicted model, not a curated record.
GGCGGCGCUGGGCGUCUGAGCUGGCCCGGGCCAUGAGCGCCGCCCGGCCGCAGUUCAGCAUCGAUGACGCGUUCGAGCUGUCCCUGGAGGACGCGGGCCCUGGGUCCGAGCCCAGUGGGGUCGCCCGCUUCGGUCCACUGCAUUUCGACCGCCGGGCCCGGUUCGAGGUGGCCGAUGAGGACAAGCAGUCCCGACUGCGCUACCAGAACCUGGAAAACGAUGAAGACGGAGCCCAGUCGUCUCCGGAACCGGAUGGGGGAGUCAGCACCAGGGAUUCGGCCCAGACCUCCAUCCGCAGUUCUCAGUGGUCCUUCAGCACCAUCAGUACCACCACCCAGCGCUCCUACAACGCCUGCUGCAGCUGGGUCCAGCACCCUCUGAUCCAGAAGAACCGCCGGGUCGUACUGGCCUCCUUCCUGCUGCUGCUGCUGGGGCUGGUGUUGAUCCUGAUCGGCGUAGGACUGGAGGUGUCUCCCGCUCCAGGUGUCGCCAGCGCCAUCUUUUUCGUGCCAGGCUUCCUGUUGUUGGUCCCGGGAGUCUACCACGUGAUCUUCAUCUACUGCGCCGUUAAGGGGCACCGCGGCUUCCAGUUCUUCUACCUGCCCUACUUCGACAAGUGA